AUGGGGCCUGCUCCGGCAGUGCCUCUCGGGCCGAUCGCGGUGAGCCGGCCACGGCAGCUCGUGGCAGGUGGCGCCGGCGGCGGGGGCGCCGCCGCGGGCGGCGCCCGCAAGCCGCCGGAGGCGACCCCGGACGCGCAGCUCAGCUCGGUGCUCGAGGGCCUUGGCGCGGAGGGCCUGCGCAGCAUGCUCACCGGGGCCCUGGAGUCGCUGUACCAGGACCGCAUCAAGCCCAUGGCGAGCUACGUCAAGGGCCGGCUGAAGGAAAGGUCCAACCCGGAGCCGAUCGUGAAGAGCUUCGUGGAGCUGUACAGCCAACACUCCGACCUGUUCCUGGUGCAGCAGCCGGCAGCAG
Molecule: messenger RNA, 352 nt
Organism: Prorocentrum cordatum
Lineage: Eukaryota; Dinophyceae; Prorocentrales; Prorocentraceae
Source: the annotation of a GenBank genome assembly